Pediculus humanus corporis (human body louse) is the source of this 846-nucleotide messenger RNA. RefSeq lists its product as uncharacterized. The transcript has 6 exons. Gene Ontology annotation, cellular component: MICOS complex. NCBI's taxonomy places the organism in Eukaryota, Metazoa, Arthropoda, Insecta, Psocodea, Pediculidae. The record is from RefSeq and is a predicted model, not a curated record. The coding region runs from base 1 to 846 and encodes 281 amino acids. Gene Ontology annotation, biological process: cristae formation.
AUGUGUGUGAAGAGAGAGUUGAAAAAUUUGUAUGAGGGUCAAAGGCAUAUGUAUUCAGGCCCGGGUAAUAAACAUGCGAGAAAUCAUUUGGAACAAUCGUUAGAGGAUAAAUAUGAUGUACAUUCUCAAAUAAGUAAAAAUAGCAUGACUACAAAAUCGAGAUGCAUAACAGAUUUUAAAGGAUUUCCAAGGCCUUGGUCGACUGGGAAAAAAUUUGAUACUUUUUGCAUUGAUCAUUGUGGUAAUCCGUGUAGCAGCGGAAUAAGGAGUAAAAAAGAUGAUAAUCAAUUCCAACAGCAAAUUCAUCAUUGUCAAAUAAAACAUCGUCCAAAUUGCCCCGUCCCACAACCCAAAUGCGAACAUACAAAAACGGAAAAAAUUCCGCCUUGCGAAGGACCCCCCCAAAAAGGACUGGACGUUUUAGUUAUAUUAUGUUACAAAGAUGCAAUAGAUUAUCUACGAGAGGAAAAAAAUGGUCCAGAGAGAAUAGGUGCCAUAGGACUCGCAGGUUUGACGGGUUACGUAUUAGGAAUGAGGAGAAGCAGGUUCAGGAGGUUCAUGUAUAGCGUGUGUGGUAUGGUCGGCAUGGCAGCCAUUUGUUACCCGAAUGAAGCAGUCGAUUAUUUCGAAGCUGUCGUUUUGGAAACGAGAAAAUAUUUUAUCGUCGCCUAUCAUUUCAUCUACGGUGAAACUCCAAAAAUGCCAGGAUGGCUCGAUAAAUUGACAAACGAUAUGGGAUUGUCAAUAUUAAAAUCCAACGAUAAUAAAACGGAACCUAAAGUCAGAGAUUGUUUAUGUGCCCCUAACCCGAAGGACCCUCAACCUUGCGUUUUGAAAUGUGAUUAA